AUGUAUGACUUUAAAAAAUAUGUCUUAGACAUUGCUUUAAAACAAGUAAAUGAACAUACCGAUAUUACUGUCAAAGUUGAACAACACAAGACUGGUAGAACCAUUACAGGAUUCUCAUUCAGCUUUAAACAAAAGAAAUCUGCUGCCAAGCCUACCAAAAAUACUGAGAUCAAUUUAGAGGAACUGGCUCUUAAAAUGACUGUUGCUCAACGCCAUCUAUUUGCAAAUAAACUCUGUCGAUUACCAGAGCUAGGGAAAUACUCUCAAGGAACAGAGGGCUUUGAUCAAUUUGCAAUAAGAAUUGCGGAAAUGUUGCAAGAUGUAGAUAAAUUUAAGGAACUCUACCCUUAUCUCAAAAAAGUUGGCUAUAUGUAA
Nelumbo nucifera (sacred lotus) is the source of this 375-nucleotide messenger RNA. Lineage: Eukaryota; Viridiplantae; Streptophyta; Magnoliopsida; Proteales; Nelumbonaceae. The record is from RefSeq and is a predicted model, not a curated record.